Gossypium raimondii (Peruvian cotton) is the source of this 897-nucleotide messenger RNA. RefSeq lists its product as uncharacterized. The transcript has a single exon. Bases 1 to 897 code for a protein of 298 amino acids. Lineage: Eukaryota; Viridiplantae; Streptophyta; Magnoliopsida; Malvales; Malvaceae. Gene Ontology annotation, biological process: tetrapyrrole biosynthetic process. Gene Ontology annotation, molecular function: uroporphyrinogen-III synthase activity. The record is from RefSeq and is a predicted model, not a curated record.
AUGGCACUGCCAAUCCCCACUCUCACCGCUCUCUCCAGCACCACCGUGAAACCCGCUGUCAUCUUCACCACCCCACCCAACUAUGCCGCGAGGCUCUCCGAUCUCCUCGCUCUCAAAGGCCACAACCCUCUCUGGUGCCCCACCAUCACCACUUCCCCAACUCCCCAAUCUCUCAUUCCCCACCUUUCCCCGCCCUCCCUCUCUCAUUUCUCCGCCGUCGCCUUCCCUUCACGCGCCUCCAUCGCUUCCUUCUCCCUAGCUGCCGCCUCUCUCCCUAAACCCCUCCUCCCCUCUCACGGCCACACAUUCACCCUCGCCGCCUUAGGCAAAGACUCAGAGCUAAUCGACACUCCUUUUAUCUCCCAAAUCUGUUCCAAUUCACAACGGGUUAAACUUUUGGUUCCUCCCACCGCCACCCCCAACAGCUUAGCCUUAUCGCUCGGAGAAGGAUACGGUCGAAAAGUGCUGUGUCCGGUCCCGAAGGUCGUGGGCCUAAACGAACCGCCGGUCGUUCCGAAUUUCCUCGACGAUUUGAAGAGCGGUGGGUGGUUUCCGGUUCGGAUCGACGCGUAUGAGACGAGAUGGUUAGGACCCGAUUGUGCAAUGGCGGUGGUGAAGAAAGGGGAGGAGAAAGGAGGUGAAGUGUACGCCGCCAUUGUUUUUACGAGUAGUGGGGAAGUGGAAGGGUUUCUGAAGGGCUUGAAGGAGUUUGGGUGGGAUUGGGGGACGGUCAGAAGGAGGUGGCCGGGUUUAGUGGUGGCGGCUCAUGGGCCGGUCACGGCGGCGGGGGCGGAGAGGUUGGGUGUGGAUGUUGACGUUGUGAGUUCGGAUUUUGGUAGCUUUCAAGGUGUAGUUGACGCGCUUGAUGUGCGUUUGAGGGCUUUGGGACAUGAAUAA